AUGCACAAACCACGGCUGGGGACCUGCUCAUACCUUACAGACGCUAUGAAGCUGACCCAGUCAGAGCAGGCUCAGCUAUCACUGGAAUUACAAAGGGAUAGUCACAUGAAACAGUUACUGCUCAUCCAGGAGAGGUGGAAAAGGGCAAAGAGGGAGGAGAAGCUGAAAGCCCAGCAGAAUGCUGACAAGGAAAUAGCUGCACAUCUUCAGGCUUCUUAUAAGCCAUCUGCUGAAGACUCUGAUGAUCAAAACGUAUUGGUUCCUGUUACUCAGAAAUACAGCCCUUCCACAGAGAAACAUCCACAGGAUAUUCAGGGUGUCUUUGACAGGGACCCAGAUACGCUAUUAUUUCUGCUUCAGAAAAAAAAGGAGCCGGUGGAAGCGUGUAUUGGGAGUAAAGCUCCAAAAGACGACAAAACAGUAAUAGAAGAGCAGGCAACCAAAAUUGCAGAUUUGAAACGGCACAUAGAAUUUCUUGUAGCCGAGAAUGAGAGAUUAAGGAGAGAGAAUAAACAGUUGAAAGCAGAAAGAGCUAGACUCCAAAAGUCUCCAGUAGACAAGGAGUUGGAUGUAGAUGCUGACUUUGUCGAGAAGUCAGAGUUGUGGGGUCUGCAGCAACACUCAGAAGCCACUUCUUCAGCUGCAACUUGGCAGAAGUUUGCAACAACCACUGGGAAGGCAAAGGACAUUCCAAUACCGAACCUCCCCCCCCUGGACAUCCCGUCCCCUGAACUGCCUCUGCUGGAACUCUCCGAAGAUAUACUGAAAGGACUGAUGAAUAGUUAAAAACAAGGAAAAGUGCUCAAUGUAGUUACCCAAACUUAAGAAAAGGGAAAACCACCAGGACAAUGGUGAUCUGAAGGCAGAUAUAUCUAACACAAUCCUACUGUUGGAGAAAAGGCAUUAAAGCAACUUUGUUACUGUGAAAUACACAUCAUAUUCUACUUCAUAGAAGUUAAAGGUACCAUAAUUGGUAUAAGAUGGCAAGCUCUUUAGUCUUUCUCCCAGUGUUUCAAACCAAAUGACUGCCUGGAGAAUGUUUCAAGUAACACAAUCCUUCAGGGUUUUAAAGUAUGCUAUAUGUAAUAGUUACCUAUAAUGCCGUAAAUGAUGGUGCAGAACCUAACUGUUACGGUUGCCAGUUGGCCGCCACUUCAUAAUGAAAGAUGCUUUCUAGCAUGAAUUUAAACUGUGCAUUUCAUUAUGCAUAACUUUGUUAACUCAGAUACAGUGCAAUUUAUACACCUCCUAGAUGGAUUUAUGUGCCACGCUCUAUACUCCUGACGAUGUUAACCUCAAGUCAGGAGAGAUGUUAAUUUCCAUUCUAUGAAGGAACUAACUUAUUAGUUCUGUUGACGAGGUUUUUUUUUUGGAUUAUCUGUUUACAUAAUUAAUCAGGGUGCGUCGAAUCUAGCUAUUGGUUUCUGUAUAAAGUGACAUUGUUUAAAAAAGAAAAAUCUAUACUUAAAGAAAAAUACCCUUUUUGUUUUCAGUGAUGCAUGAAUGGAAGUAAUUCUAGCUGGCAGUAUUUGAUCAAAAUAGAAAUUGUUUACAGCUUAACCUGAUUCAAAAAGGAUAUGAAAAUAAAAAACAAAGUGUUU
Apaloderma vittatum (bar-tailed trogon) is the source of this 1601-nucleotide messenger RNA. RefSeq names its product nuclear receptor binding factor 2 (gene NRBF2). The transcript is spliced from 3 exons. The record is from RefSeq and is a predicted model, not a curated record. Gene Ontology annotation, biological process: autophagy. The coding region runs from base 1 to 786 and encodes 261 amino acids. NCBI's taxonomy places the organism in Eukaryota, Metazoa, Chordata, Aves, Trogoniformes, Trogonidae.